AGAAUGAAUGUUGUCUAAUAGCGAUUGACGCUUUGUAAUAGUCUCGUGUUAACGCCGACAAUUGGCUCAUGCCGUGGAUGUGGCUCGUAAAAUAGGCGACUGCACUCAACCGAGAGGAACACGUGUAAACGAGCAGGUCACUUUAGAGCUGCGCGUUUUAAAUGAUUGUGGGGCUUUCGACUACAGGGCCGUCUUUUCUGGGCAGAAAAUUUCGUCGUUACCGCACACAAGAAAUGCCAGUAAAAGCCAUCCUGAACAGUUACCUCACCUUUUUUUUUUUUGAAUUAACGUUCUAAAGUCCCCGAAGUUGUGUGCCUAAAAUGAUUUGUGUGUUUCACGUACGCCCGCGUAUAUGUGUGCAUGGGCACGCGCGCGCUAUUCAGAGUAUAAAAGCUGUUCACAGCUGUCACGUAAUAAAAGAGUUUAGUACGCCCUCCUGCCUUCUCUUUGUUCUUACAUCUUUUCUCAUUUAUGUUCGCUUAUACUGAGUUGCAGUGAUGUGAACGCAGCGUUAUGGCAAUACCAACUUGUCCAAACAGCCAAGCAGCCGCGUGGAAAACGAACCAUGUUGUUAGAGCGCCACACUGUAUCAUCGCGUGCCCUAUCAUGAACUAGAUUCUACUUCGAGGGCCUGCAUAAUUUCGAAACCAGUCAAGUACCACUAUGUGUAAAAAAAAAAAACUGAGCUUCUGUCAUGUAUAGCACAAUAUGGUGGGUCGGAUGACGCAAAUGUAACGGCGACGACAUGUCUGCAUAUGGAGCUACGCGCAGCGGCUAACUCCCGGAGAAGCCUUCAUCAUUUUGAAAUAAGAAUUUCGUGUAGCUAUCUCCUGCCGCCAGAUCCUUGGCCUAUGCCCCAUAGUGGGUGCGAGCCAUGACAGAGGUCCAUCAUCACCAUAAUCAUCACAAGCCAUACAGCUCCGAGGCGGGCGACUGCUCGCAGUGUCCUUCGGUGUGGAUGGCAUAUCCUCGAGAUGCCAGCAUCACCAUGGGUGGGCCCCACGGAGGCAGCAGUGAAGCCCUCUCGGCGAUUCCCGUGGCUGCUAGUCCGUUGCAGUCGCCACCGGCCAUGCGGGGUGACAUGCUCGACCGCAGGCGUGUUACGGCUGACGCAAUGCGAAGGCGCCAAGCUGGUGAGCGAGAAUACGUACGUCAGAUCGACAGUGCUUCGCUCGAAGGGAACGAGUCCGCUGUGGAGGGCUUCUGGUGUGACGACUCGCGUGAGGUAGUCUUGCUUCGACGAACCAUGAUGAAGUUGGAUCAAGAGAUAGGCGAAUUCAAUGAGCUGUUAUCGCUGACAUGCCUGAAAGUGCGCGCGCUGAGGGCUGUAGUCCGCUGCAUGUCUGUUGAGGUCAAGUGUAGCCGAAUUGAAGCUGCCAUAAGUAUUUCUCGUGCCCGGCGCAUUAUUGACGACGACUAUGGCCUGCCGCGUCAACCGCAAAGGCGCAACCACCAGCCAGCGGAUCGCGCUAAGAAUCCCACGGAGUUCGCUGUUGACGGCCCAGUGUACGCUGCCUCGACGACCAACAUGGCCACCAGUACUCGGCCAGCACGUCAUGAAGGCUCAUCCGUCACGAUGACAGAAGGCAGUGUGACUGGAGGGGAAAGUUGCAGCGGUGCCAAGCCUGCCGGCUCAGCUCUGCGCGGCCCGAGGCGCCUCGUUCCUGCCAUGACUGGGAGCGCUCGCUCCGCUGCAACGCGCGGAACUACGCCUUCGGGAAGGUGCACCUUCAUGCUCUCGACAAUGGACCUCUCGCCAGAGACGAAGCUGACAGGCAGUGAGCACGAAGAAAAAGAGACAGCCCGCUUUCUCACCGACGUGGUGAUGCGCCAUGGCAGCGGGAACCACGCUUCCCAUGGCAUCAGCUCGAACAAGGACACUGCCUGAUCGGUCAGCAAUCACUGUCAUAUGCUUGCUCAAAUAAAACCCAAGCGUAGAAACAUCUGGAAA
Molecule: messenger RNA, 1951 nt
Organism: Dermacentor andersoni
Lineage: Eukaryota; Metazoa; Arthropoda; Arachnida; Ixodida; Ixodidae
Source: RefSeq, a predicted model, not a curated record